UCAAUAUAUCCCAAGACCCAAAGAGUGCCUGCAUGCUGCAGCACGAACUCCCCACUGUGCUGCGCUGCACUCCCCGCAUAGCCUGAUCUUGCAACCUUGGUAGCGUCGUCAUUGCUGGGCUAUACUACCUAGUCCUAAGACUCAAGACCAUACACACAACAGAACCAGAACAACGAACCAUAGAAUAUAACCCAUAAACCAUGGCCGCAUACGACGGCUACCGCAGCCAACCCGACUAUCACGCUCCUCCUUAUGGCUCCUCGUACGACUCAAAUUAUGACUCGCGCUCUUACCACUCUGCCGCCCAGUUCCAAAAUCCACUGCAUCACGAUCAUCCACCCAGGCCAAGGUCUCGCGCAUCUUCCAAUGCCCCAUCCGACGGUCAGGCGCAACCGUUGAAGAAUGCCCUCAACAAUGCUUUCGAUAAAUCCGAUAGCGCCCAAAGGGUCGAUCCCGAUCUCAUCGCUCAGAUCACGGCCGAAGUGAAAAAAUCUGUUCUCGAUGAGAUCAAGCUCAGCGGCGUGGGCGGUGUUACAGGCCAACCCCAGUCUACGACAACAUUGCCACAUCACUAUGUUCCUCAAUCACCCACCUCCACGUCCUCAUCUUUCCCUCCCCGAAACGUGUACACUCCUCCAUCACCAAAACCUCAUGACUUUUCUAGCCAUGGCACCACCUCCCCAGACCCUCUAGCGCGCGAUCCAAUGUUUGACGGCGCUGGUGAUACGCCAACUCCACGAGGUGCUACCACUGCUCCUGUCGACAUUCCAUCAGAGAGAACUUCCAGGUCGCGACCACCUCCCGUCCAGAGGAUGUCUACAGAUGCCGACUUCACGCCCAUAGAGAAGAUGUGGGGCAGGUUGUUCGAUCCCAGCGGCCAGCCGACACCGCGGCUCGGACAGUUCUUGCGCGGUCUUGCAUUGCAUCUGAUUAAUGAUUACGAACCGAAACGGAGCCUUGUCAUUCCACCUUCAAAAAUGUUGAAGUUCUACAGUGAUGUCAAGCUUCCUGACGAAAUAUAUCCUUGGCCCACAAUGUUCGGAAAGCUGUCGCCUACGACACUUUGCAAAAUCUAUCGCGAAAUGCGAUGCGAGCAUCAUCUUAUCCAAGAGAACCUUGCGGACACCCCACAUGUCCCCGCACUGACUCCCGAAGGUUUCGAAGAAUGGAUGACUGUCAUGAUCCAAGCUUAUCCAGAUACCGAAUAUGCGCGGUUGUCCAUGGCAGUCCUAGACAUGCCGAUUAGCAAUGCAGACGACGCCAAGGAACGUUUCCCUAAAGAGCUUCCUCGACGGUUGUUCCCAACGCAAGAACACCUCCAUGCUCAGCAGCGGUGCGCAGCAAUCCUAUCUGCUGAGAAUGUUGGACCUCUUCGCCGGGCACCGACCUUUCCUCCACCUCCCCCAGUGAGCAACGACGCUGGACCUGCGCCGAGUCUGGAACGUGAGCGCAGUCCGUAUGCGACUCAGUCACAACCACAUACGCGGAACUCUAGCACGGUACAAUCCGAGGAAGAUGGCAGAGAGCCUCUGGCGGUACCGAUAGAGCGAGAGCGAAAACCGUAUUCGGCCGCCCCUGGGGGUGGAAAGGUUUAUGGUGAGGAUCCUAGCCGAAACCCAAAUUCGGAAGCAUCUUCACAAGACUUCCGUAGACGCACGCAAUCUACGGCAAGCCAAAGCCAAUGGGUGCCGCCUUCUAACUCCACCUAUCUCCCUCAGCACCAUGCCCGUACAAACUCUACAACCACUGGCCGUCGUCAACGAAGCCCGAGCUUUUCCAAUCAUGGCACUCGAUCAGAUCCAAGCGUCCGCGAGAUACCAGGAAGCUAUUAUACCAGCAACAUUCAUGAUUCCGAAGAGGAGGGUCGCAAGCGACGAACUGACUGGGCUCGACGACAGGCUGAGGAAGAGGCCUCUGCUGGCUCUGCCGGAGGACACACGCGCAGAAGUAACACAAACAUGAGCGAUAGCUCCUAUGAAUCUCAGCCCCGGUCUGUGUACGACGAUGAUUACUAUAGGGACAGAAGCGCCAGCAAUGCCAGUGGCUUUGACAGCAGGUACGACUCGCGGCGCUAUUAAACGAUUGUUACGAGAACGGCCACCUUCGUUGAGUAAGACGACGUUUAUGAGAUACCCAUUGAGAUAUUAAUUGUACUUUAUGAUACUUGCUUCUGUUGGGUAC
Messenger RNA from Aaosphaeria arxii CBS 175.79, 2181 nucleotides. RefSeq lists its product as uncharacterized. The transcript is spliced from 3 exons. The coding region runs from base 201 to 2078 and encodes 625 amino acids. Lineage: Eukaryota; Fungi; Ascomycota; Dothideomycetes; Pleosporales. The record is from RefSeq and is a predicted model, not a curated record.